ACAUGAAGUGCGACGAUGACGACGGCUCUGAUGAAUGGACGGUGAUGAGGAACACGAGCAAAAAAAACAUGACUCGAUGUGGAGACGAUUGGGGACGAUCAAAGAACUCAUUCUGUGUCAUCAAUAACAUCUACCCAUUUGACAGUGGAGUUUACUGGUGCGAGUCCAGCUCUGCAUCCAGCAGCAGCAGCAGCAGCAGCAGCAUCAACAUCAGUGUCUCUGGUGGAUCAGUGAUCCUGCAGAGUCCUGUCCUCCCUGUGAUGGAGGGACAUGAUGUCACUCUGCACUGUCAAACAAAGAGCCCUCCCUCCAAGCUCCCAGCUGAUUUCUAUAAAGAUGGCUCCCUCAUCAGGACUGAGCCUACAGGUCACAUGACCAUCCACCGUGUCACCAAGUCUGAUGAAGGAGCCUAUAAAUGCAGCAUCCAGGCUGGUGGAGAGUCUGCGUCCAGCUGGAUGCUGGUCUCAGAGGGACGCUCCACCACCACUGUUCCUCCUCCUCCUCCUCCUCUUCCUCCUCCUCCUCCUCCCUCUUCGUGUCCUCUCUGCGUCUGGUGGCCUUUAAAGUCCCUGUUUGUUCUGGUUCCGAUGCUGAUGUUAGUGAUUUUCCUGGUGAGACCGAGCGGUUCAGAAGAAUCUAAAGAUGAAACGCAUGUUUCUGAAUUGAAGUCUUCACCGUAACAUUUAGUUUCUCCUCAUCUUCCAAAUAUUAAACUAAUAACCUACAUUCUGUUGUUCUGGCUCUAAAUGACUGGAUGAUAAUCAUCAUUACAAUCAUCAAUAACCAUCAUUACACUGUGAGGACGUCUGGGCUCAAACACAGAUCAUAGCAGCAAACAGACGCUUUGUUACCUGAUGCCUCUGAGCUGUUCCUUGAUUAAACGUCACCUGUUUAAACCUCUGGUCUCUGGUAACGUGUCCUCUGAGUU
Messenger RNA from Betta splendens (Siamese fighting fish), 928 nucleotides. Its product is annotated as sialoadhesin-like. The coding region runs from base 3 to 680 and encodes 225 amino acids. NCBI's taxonomy places the organism in Eukaryota, Metazoa, Chordata, Actinopteri, Anabantiformes, Osphronemidae. Gene Ontology annotation, biological process: cell surface receptor signaling pathway. Gene Ontology annotation, molecular function: transmembrane signaling receptor activity. The record is from RefSeq and is a predicted model, not a curated record. The transcript has 3 exons.